GAUACACAAAGAUACGCUUAUAGCUAUGGCGGUAAAGUGCGGUAUUUGUUUCAAACAGUUUACUAAACGAAGCAAUUUAUUGGCCCAUAUAUCUUGUGUACACAGUGAAGAAAACGAGAAGUUUAUUUGCCACCAUUGUAGUGAAAAAUUUAAAAGAAAGUUCAGUUUACUUCGCCAUAUUCAUCGAAAACAUGACAAUAACAACAAAUCUACUCCUUCUAUUAAAUGUGUAAUGUGCCCCUUUAAGUGCGAGAAGAAAGAUAUGUUAGAUCACUAUCGUUUAGUUCAUGACAUUACUAUUACUACCUGCAAUGAAAGUUUCAGUAAUUUUAUGGAAUUCGAAAAAUGGAAAGCAAUUAUGGAAGAAGAAACUACUUCAAAAUAUGUUAAAUACAGGACCAAAACAACUGAUAAUAAAGUGGUAUACUUUUAUCGAUGUCACCGCGAUGGAUUUUAUAAACCAUCAGGAAAAAAUAUACGUCACUUAAAACAACUCGGAAGUAACAAAAUCAAUGGGUAUUGUCCCGCUAAAUUAGAUGUAACUGUAACAAAAGGAAUUGAAAGUGUAAAGGUAAAAUUUAUUAAGUCACAUGUUGGUCAUGAAAUGGAUCUUGGAAGGUUGCCGUUAUCAAAAACUGAGAGAGAUACCAUUGCUACUAAACUUAGUCAAAAAACUCCAUUCGAUGAAGUUUUAAAUUGUGUGAGGAAUGGUAUUGGUUCAAAUAACGAUCUACGGAGGAUUCACUUAUUGACCAGAAAAGAUUUAUUUAAUAUUGAACGUACUUAUAAUUUACAUAAUAAUGCAGUCAGAAAGGUGACACCUUCUCAAAAUUUGAAAUUGCCACAAGAAAUUCAAGAUGCCAAGGUUAGUUUGCAAAAACAGUUUACAGAAAUUUUAGCAAAAGUUACUAAUAUGGAAGGGGCUGCAGUUGUUGAGAAGGCCUUGUUAGCAUUAAAACCCACAUUGUCCAGUUCAGAAAAUAGAAACUUGCAUUGUCUUCCAGAUAUUGUCGAAAAGCAAACCAAAUGUGGAAUAAAACAAAAAAGAUUUGCAUCCACAGAGAAAAAGAACAGCUAUUUACCUGCUACAUUUUCAAUUCCUACAGUAAAUGAAAAGGAUACAAUUGCAAUUUAAAGUAAAAUUUAAGUUUUAUACAAGCAAUGUUAUUUAUAGUUAUUUAAAGCCGACUUAUUACAUUUUUUUUAUCAAUUUUUAUUUAUCAAUACUACUCUAGGCCGAUGACUUUUUUUAGAAAUUUCCAGUAUAAGAUGUUGAGAUCUUAUAAACAGCAUGCACUAUGAAAAAAAUGUGUAAUAAAAAAAUAAACAAUUCACCGAUUUAUUCUAUUCA
Messenger RNA from Agrilus planipennis (emerald ash borer), 1351 nucleotides. RefSeq lists its product as uncharacterized. Lineage: Eukaryota; Metazoa; Arthropoda; Insecta; Coleoptera; Buprestidae. The record is from RefSeq and is a predicted model, not a curated record. The coding region runs from base 26 to 1135 and encodes 369 amino acids. The transcript has a single exon.